This is a messenger RNA of Nannospalax galili (Upper Galilee mountains blind mole rat), 2626 nucleotides long. It is a transcript of the gene Tas1r3, whose product is annotated as taste 1 receptor member 3. The transcript has 6 exons. The coding region runs from base 50 to 2626 and encodes 858 amino acids. Gene Ontology annotation, cellular component: membrane. Gene Ontology annotation, biological process: sensory perception of sweet taste; sensory perception of umami taste; G protein-coupled receptor signaling pathway. Gene Ontology annotation, molecular function: sweet taste receptor activity; G protein-coupled receptor activity. The record is from RefSeq and is a predicted model, not a curated record. NCBI's taxonomy places the organism in Eukaryota, Metazoa, Chordata, Mammalia, Rodentia, Spalacidae.
AUUUAGGGCUUCAGCCUAACAGUGUUUGGGCUAGAAGCUGCUACCUGCCAUGCCAAGCCUGGCUGUUCUGCAUCUCAGCCUGGCUGCUCUCCUGGACCUCAGGACUGCAGCCACCUUGUGCCUGUCAAGACAAUUCAAGGCACAAGGGGACUAUAUACUGGGUGGGCUCUUUCCCCUGGGCUUAACUGAAGAGGCCACCCUGUAUCAGAGAACACAGCCCAACAGCAUCCUGUGCACCAGGUUCUCACCCCUGGGCCUGUACCUGGCAAUGGCUAUGAAGAUGGCGGUGGAAGAGAUCAACAAUGGGUCUGCCCUGCUGCCUGGCCUGCACUUGGGCUACGACCUCUUUGACACAUGCUCAGAGCCUGUAGUGACCAUGAAACCCAGCCUCAUGUUCCUGGCCGAGGCAGGCAGCCAUAGCAUUGCUGCCUACUGCAACUACACACAGUACCAGCCUCGUGUGCUGGCUGUUAUUGGGCCCCAUUCAUCAGAGCUCGCCCUUAUCACGGGCAAGUUUUUCAGCUUCUUCCUCAUGCCACAGGUCAGCUACAGUGCCAGCAUGGAUCGGCUAAGUGACCGGGAGACGUUCCCAUCCUUCUUCCGCACAGUGCCCAGCGACCGGAUACAGCUGGAGGCUGUUGUGACACUGCUGCAGAAUUUCAACUGGAAUUGGGUGGCUGCCUUAGGCAGCGAUGAUGACUAUGGUCGUGAGGGUCUGAGCAUCUUUUCCAGCUUGGCCAAUGCAAGAGGUGUCUGCAUUGCACAUGAAGGCCUGGUACCACUGCACACCACCAAUGGCCAGCAGCUGGGCAAGGUGCCAGUUGUGCUGCACCAGGUGAACCAGAGCGAAGUGCAGGUAGUGGUGCUGUUUGCCUCUGCCCGUGCUGUCUACUCCCUCUUCUACUAUACUAUCCAUAAUGGCCUCUCACCCAAGGUGUGGGUGGCCAGUGAGUCCUGGCUGACCUCAGACCUGGUCAUGAACCUUCCCAAUGUUGCCCGUGUGGGCACUGUGCUUGGCUUUCUUCAGCGGGGUGCCCUAUUGCCUGAAUUCGCCCACUAUGUAGAGACCCGCCUAGCCCUAGCUGCUGACCCAGCAUUCUGUGCCUCACUGAAUGCUGAGCUGGACCUGGAGGAGCAUGUGAUGGGACUACGCUGCCCACAGUGUGACAACAUCACGCUGCAGAACCUGUCAUCUGGGCUGCAGAACCUGUCAGCUGGGCAAUUACACCACCAGAUUUUUGCCACCUAUGCUGCUGUGUAUGGCGUGGCCCAGGCCCUUCACAACACCCUACAGUGCAAUGCCUCAAGUUGCCCCACACAAAAGCCUGUGCAACCAUGGCAGCUCCUGGAUAACAUGUACAACAUGACCUUCCAUGCUCGAAACUUGACACUGCAGUUUGAUGUCAAAGGGAAUGUAGAUCUGGAAUACGACCUGAAAAUGUGGGUGUGGCAGAGCCCAACACCUGUAUUGCAUACUGUGGGUACCUUCAAUGGCAGCCUUCAGCUGCAGCCUUCCAAGAUGUACUGGCCAGGCAACCAGGCACCAGUGUCUCAGUGCUCCCAGCAGUGCAAAGAUGGCCAGGUGCGCAGAGUGAAGGGCUUCCACUCCUGCUGCUAUGACUGCGUGGACUGCAAGGCAGGCAGCUACCAGAAGAACCCAGAUGACCUCACCUGUACCCCAUGUAACCAGGACCAGUGGUCCCCAGAGAAAAGCACAGGCUGCUUCCCUCGCAGGCCUAAGUUCCUAGCCUGGGGGGAGCCGGUUGUGUUGUCACUGCUUCUACUGCUUUGCCUGGUGCUAGGCCUGGCAGUGGCUGCCCUGGGCCUCUUUGUUCGCCACUGGGACAGCCCACUGGUUCAGGCCUCAGGUGGGGCACUAUUCUGCUUUGGCCUGGCUUGCCUGGGCCUCUUCUGCCUCAGUGUCCUCCUGUUCCCAGGCCGGCCAAGGCCUGCCAGCUGCCUAGCACAACAGCCACUAGUUCAUCUCCCACUUACAGGCUGCCUGAGCACACUUUUCCUGCAAGCAGCUGAGACCUUUGUGGAGUCUGAGCUGCCACUGAGCAGGGCAACCUGGUUAUGUCAUUGUCUUCGGGGGCCUUGGGCUUGGCCGGUGGUGCUGCUAGCCAUUCUGGUGGAGGCAGGACUAUGCAUCUGGUACCUGACAGCUUUCCCACCAGAGGUGGUAACAGACUGGAGGGUGCUGCCCACAGAGGCACUGGAGCACUGCCGCAUGCACUCCUUGGUUAGCCUCAGCUUGGUGCAUAUCACCAAUGCCAUGCUGGCCUUCCUCUGCUUUCUGGGCACCUUCCUGGUGCAGAGUCAGCCUGGUCGUUACAACCGUGCCCGUGGCCUCACCUUCGCCAUGCUGACUUACUUCAUCACCUGGGUCUCCUUUGUGCCCCUCCUGGCCAAUGUGCAGGUGGCUUACCAGCCAGCUGUGCAGAUGGGUGCUAUCCUAUUCUGUGCCCUGGGCAUCCUGGCCACCUUCCAUCUGCCCAAAUGCUACAUGCUUUUGUGGCUGCCAAAGCUUAACACCCAGGAGUUCUUCCAGGGAGGAGGCCCCAGGGAUGCAGCAGAUAGGAGCAGCAGUGGGCAUGGGGAGGGGACUCAGAGACACAAUGAAUGA